This is a messenger RNA of Penicillium nucicola, 1563 nucleotides long. RefSeq names its product sugar porter family MFS transporter. NCBI's taxonomy places the organism in Eukaryota, Fungi, Ascomycota, Eurotiomycetes, Eurotiales, Aspergillaceae. Gene Ontology annotation, biological process: carbohydrate transport; transmembrane transport. The transcript has 4 exons. Gene Ontology annotation, molecular function: carbohydrate:proton symporter activity. The record is from RefSeq and is a predicted model, not a curated record. Gene Ontology annotation, cellular component: membrane. The coding region runs from base 1 to 1563 and encodes 520 amino acids.
AUGUCCAAUAACUUGGGCACUGUUAACCUGAGCCUCGUCGAGGCUCCGGUCACCUGGCGCGCUUACCUGAUCUGUGGCUUUGCCAGCUUCGGAGGAAUUCUUUAUGGAUAUGACUCCGGCUACAUCAGUGGUGUUCUUGGCAUGAACUAUGUCAAGGAGCACUUCGGUCAUCCUGUUCCUAAGAGUGAUGAUGCCCCUACUGGUAUUCAGAUUUCUACUUCACGCAAGUCUCUUAUCACUUCUAUCUUGUCCGCUGGUACCUUCUUCGGUGCAAUCUUCGGUGGUGCCGUCGCAGAGAUAAUUGGUCGCCGUAUGGCAAUCAUGCUUUCCUGUCUGAUCUUCUCUAUUGGUGUUGCUGUUCAGGUUGGCACCACGUCUGUUGGAGGUUUGGUCGCCGGCCGUUUGGUUGCUGGUCUCGGAGUUGGUGGUGUCUCCUCGGUUGUCAUCUUGUAUGUCUCUGAAAUCAGUCCCCGUCGCGUCCGUGGUGUGCUUGUUUCCAUGUACCAGUGGGCUAUUACUAUUGGUUUGCUUGUGGCCUCUGGUAUCGAUCAGGCCUGCAAGAACCGAACAAACUCAACUGCCUAUCGCCUCCCAAUUGCUAUUCAGUUCAUCUGGGCUUUCAUACUUGCCGCAGGUCUUUUCGUUUUGCCCGAGUCACCCCGCUAUUAUGUUCGCUGUGGACGGACUGAGGACGCAUUGCGUUCACUUUCCCGGGUUCGUGGUCAGUCUCCCACUCAUCCCGCCAUCCAGGCCGAACUCGCUGAAAUCAAGGCGAACUUUGAAUAUGAGAAACGAAUUGCCAGCACCUCCUGGACCGAUUGCUUCAAGGGUGGUAUGUCGGCUAACGGCAAUCUUCGUCGCAUUCUUACCGGCACUGCCUUGCAAAUGUUUCAACAGUGGACUGGAAUUAACUUCAUUUUCUACUACGGAACCACCUUCUUCCAGCAGGUUGGCCUGCAGAACCCGUUCCUGAUUUCGACCAUUACAAACGUUGUCAAUGUCGUUACAACCCCCGCCUCCUUCUACAUGAUUGAGAAGUUCGGACGUCGUAGCCUACUGAUCUGGGGUGCCGUUUCUAUGUGCCUUUGCGAGUUCAUCAUUGCAAUCGUUGGUGCUGCCUCUCCUGAUGGACAAGCACCCUGGGUCGUCAUCGGCGAAAUCUAUCCUCUUCCCAUCCGAGCCAAGGGUGUCGCCCUCGCUACAGCUUCGAACUGGCUGUGGAACUGUGUCAUUGCCGUCAUCACCCCAUACUUGGUAGACAAGGAAUACGGCAACCUGAAGUCAAAUGUCUUCUUUGUCUGGGGCAGCGCUCUUUUCCUCUGUCUUAUGUUUGCCUAUCUCGUCAUUCCUGAGACCAAAGGCCUCACUCUCGAGCAAGUGGACAAGAUGCUGGAGGAGUGUACGCCUCGUAACAGUCCCAAUUGGACCCCUCACGAUACUUUUGCUCAUGAGAUGGCCGUUGCAGAGUUUUAUCAUGCCCGCUUGCGUGAGAAUAAGCCCGUCGCUUUCCACUCUAACCAGACAAUUCAUGCGGGUACUAUGGAGGACGUGACGAUUGUCUGA